UCAUGUGAUCUCUGUUCUUAGUCUAGGUUAUGUGACCUUGGAUCAUGAUAAGUUAUAUCGUGGAUAUAUCGUGGGUUUAUCAUGGGUUAAAUUAUGUGGCAGAUUGUUAUUGCCACCCCUACUUUUGUUAAUUCCACCCAACCGGCCUCCAAACCAUGUUCCAAGGUUACUAAGAACAGAGAUCACAUGA
Messenger RNA from Dentiscutata erythropus, 190 nucleotides. NCBI's taxonomy places the organism in Eukaryota, Fungi, Glomeromycota, Glomeromycetes, Diversisporales, Gigasporaceae. The record is from the annotation of a GenBank genome assembly.